ACUGAGAUGUAUUCUGACCUUGAUAUACCUGGAAAAGAAGUCCAGCCGCCGCGUUCUGUUGUGUAAUCAACCAUCGAGCUCGAAUAACUCUAUAUUCUGUGCACCGCGAGCCAGAGCAACAGUCCCAGAUGUCGAAAACCAAGGAUUCCUUCAAAAGUGACGAGUCUUGGGAGCGAUGGAACACACACCAAACCACCAUGGUGGAGCAAGAGGUGUUUGGGUCCGUGCUGCGAUUUGUGCAGGACCCCUCCUCCGAACAUCUGGGCACCACGGUUUGGGAUGCUAGCGUCGUGCUGGCCAAGUGGUUUGAGAAGAACAUCCGCAAGGGCGACUUUGCUCGGUCCAAGGUCCGCGGCAAGCGAGCAUUGGAGCUGGGUGCCGGCAUGGGCCUGGCGGGCAUGGCGUUCGCGAUGGUGGGCGCCAACGUGGUGCUGACGGACACUGCGGACGUGCUGCCGCUGCUGCGGAUCAACUACGAGACCAACCUGUCGCCGGCGGCGGUGCGGCUGGCGCGCGGCCACCAGCACGGCACCUGGGCGGACAGCGCGGGCACAGUGGAGGUCCAGGAGCUGGACUGGACCAAGCCCGAGCAGGUCGCCCCGCUGCACCCGCCGUACGACUACAUCCUGGCCGCCGACUGCAUCUACCACGAGGGCCUGACCGAGGACUUCCACCGCACAGUCAUGCAGGUCACCAACGAGAAGUCCACGGUGGUGGUGUGCAACGAGCUGCGCUCCCACAGCGUGCAGGGCCGCUUCAUGUCGCUAUUCACAGCCACACACUCCAUCAAGACAGUGCCGCACGCCAAGAUGGAUGAGAAGUACCAGCACCCCAACAUCUUCAUCUACAUCAUGAAGAAAAAGAAGAAGGGCACAAAGGCGGGUGCGGGUGAGACGGAGGAGCACGAGGAGGAGCACGAGGAGGCGGCAGGGGACGUGGGUGCGGGGCUGGGCGCCACCGCGCCGGCGGCACCAGUGGGCGCGGCCCCGGCGGAGCCGUCAGCAGCGGUCUCGGCAGGCGCGGCGGAGGGGGCAGGAGCUGGGCCGGCGUCGUCGGCUGCGGCACCGGAGGCUGCAUCGGAGGCAGCGCCGGAGGCGGCUCCUGAGGCUGCGAGUUCAGGGGCGAGUGGGGCAGGUGGAGCGGACGGCGGGGCAGGGGCGGCUGCAGCGGGUACGGCAGAGUGCAAUGGGGCUGGCAAGGCGACUGCUAGGGCCGUUGGCGGAGACGAUGAUGCGCUAGCAGCGGGGUCGCAAACAGGUUCCGUGGCGGGGGCCGCGAGUAAAUAGCGGGCGUCGAGUGGUGUGGCUUGAGCAUGCGAGGCCAAUCACAUGGAACGCGAGCGUGUGAAGGUGUGGACCUGGCCGUCGGAAGGGGUUGGCGGGGCGUGGCGGGGUCACUGAGUGGUGAAGCCGUGAAGGUCUGGGCUGAGGGGGGGGGUCAGCACGUCGUGGAGGGUGGAAACGCCCACUGGGACCGGCAAGAGGAGUUGCGCAGGGUUUGCAUGUGACG
This is a messenger RNA of Chlamydomonas reinhardtii, 1509 nucleotides long. RefSeq lists its product as uncharacterized. The record is from RefSeq and is a predicted model, not a curated record. Bases 129 to 1286 code for a protein of 385 amino acids. NCBI's taxonomy places the organism in Eukaryota, Viridiplantae, Chlorophyta, Chlorophyceae, Chlamydomonadales, Chlamydomonadaceae. The transcript is spliced from 8 exons.